UCAGGUGAAGUUCAGGACUGCGGGUUAGAUCCUUGUCGGGUUUCGGGUAAGGAGGAGGCUGUCUCGGUGAGGAAGCUCGCUGCUGGAGUCUGGAGGUCGGAGCUGCUGGAGACUGAGGUGGGGCCCGCUGCGAAGCCUAAUAUGAUCCAUCAACAACUGCCGCGCGGUUCAAAGCAUGGAUUUAACCCAAAAUACGACAUUCUACACAAGCAUCAAUCUUCUGCUGACCCUUCAAUGGAGAGGGCAACAAAAUGGGAUAGGAAAUGCUUGAAUCCAUCUACUGAGGUCUAUCAAUCAUUUGAUCACUUGAAGCUUCUUGUGGACCACCAAAUGAUCCAAGCCUCUUCUGUCGAAAACAAGCUCAAGGCCGAGCUAGAUUGGGCAAAGGCUCGUAUAUCCAAGCUCGAGUCCAAGAGACACUCUUCGAAGAAAAAGAUGGAACAUAUCUUGAAAAAACAUGCGAAAGAGAAGGCAACAUGGAGAAUUACAGAGCAUGAGAAGAUUCAAGCUGUCAUUGAUGGGAUGAAAGAUGAUUUGUGCUUUGAGAAGAAAAACCGAAGAAGGGCAGAGAUCCUAAAUUCCAAGUUGAUUGAUGAGCUCACCGAAGCCAAGAAGUCGGCAAAGAGAUUCUUUCAUGACUAUGAAAAGGAGAAAAAAGCACGAGAGCUCCUCGAGAAUGUUUGUGAUCAGUUAGCAAAGGAAGUUGGAGAAGAUAGGGAAGAAGUUGAAGAAUCGAAGAGGGAAUCUAUAAAAGCACGAGAAGAAUUAGAGGAAGAGAAAAAAAUGUUGCAAAUGGCCGAAGUAUGGCGAGAAGAGAGGGUUCAGAUGAAGCUAAUUGAUGCUAAAUUAGCUCUAGAAAACCAAUGUUCACAACUUAAAAUGCUUCAAAACGAACUAGAAUCCUUUUUGAGAUCAAGAAAUCGUAUUGACUUUGACGAUCCUGAGAUCAAAGAGGCAGAAUUGCUAAUUAAGGCAGUAGCUGAAUCUGUUAAGAUUCAAGAAAUGGAGGAGUUCAGAUACCAACCUCCACCGGCUUCAGAGGAUAUACUUUCUAUAUUUGAAGAUAUACAACAACGAGAAGAACCUAAAGACAGGGUAGUCGAGCAGUGUUCCUCUAAACUACAUACAGUUAGUCCUGCAACUGACAUUUUCUUAGCUAAGCCUACAAAUUUUAGUGCAGAAGAAGAUGAUAGUGAGUGGGAAACUUUGAGCCGUGGCGAUUUAGGCUCAAGCAAUUCUCUAGAAGGCAGCGACGAAACCAAUUGUGGGAUUAAUGAUCAACUUUGGCCAGCGUCCACUGACAAUGUCAAACAUUACAAAAAGACAUCAUCAGUUGAGGUUUCAAAAGAGAAGAUUUCAAAUGGGGGGGUGAACGAUAUAAACUUUAGUCCGUCAAAUUUAGAGCAAUGGAGCUCACCUGAAACGGUGAACCCUCAUGUGACAAAGGGGAUGAAGGGGUGUAUCGAAUGGCCACGGGGUGUUCAGAAGCAAAGCUUGAAGACUAAACUCAUGGAGGCGAGAUUCGAUAGCAGCAAGGUUCAGAUUCGCCAUGUCCUCAAACAGAAAAUUUAGCAUCAAAGCUGAAGCCCUGAAUUCUUACUGGAUUUUCUUGGCAUCCAUCAGGUAAAAACUUAAGAUUCGUUACGGUGCAAAUCUUUGUAAAAUGAAGGUUUUGGUAGGUAUAUUAGUUGCUUUAUGAUUAACCCUUUUGUAAAUGAAGAAGAGGGCUGUUCAAGAACAAGUACCCUCUCUGUAUUUCGUUCGUGUAUCCCUAUAAAACAAGGUUCUUCUAUGUUGAUGUUUCUUGUACCUUCAUUCAAUUUAAAAUUCAAAGCUCAAACCUCUUUCAUCAA
Messenger RNA from Asparagus officinalis (garden asparagus), 1853 nucleotides. RefSeq lists its product as uncharacterized. Lineage: Eukaryota; Viridiplantae; Streptophyta; Magnoliopsida; Asparagales; Asparagaceae. The record is from RefSeq and is a predicted model, not a curated record.